This is a messenger RNA of Zophobas morio, 721 nucleotides long. RefSeq names its product putative nuclease HARBI1. NCBI's taxonomy places the organism in Eukaryota, Metazoa, Arthropoda, Insecta, Coleoptera, Tenebrionidae. Bases 104 to 643 code for a protein of 179 amino acids. The transcript is spliced from 2 exons. The record is from RefSeq and is a predicted model, not a curated record.
UAAAAGAGAGCGUUUACUUACAUUAUGGAGCACUUGCUCACAAAUUGAUGCGUCUGCUAUAAAGGAGACGCAACUUCUGUUGGAUGGAACAGUAUUUCGGAAAAUGGCAGACAUGGUUGUUCUACGAAAAACUAAACAUUAUAAGGAGCGUAGGGAAACCAACAUAGGUGACUGUAAAACCUUGUACAGAUUUUCUGCAGAAAAUGUUACUUGGUUAGCAGAUUACUUUUUAAAUGAUUGUACUGAAACCAGGGGAGGUGCUUUGUCGCCAAAAAUGAAAAUGAAAAUUUGUUUGAGGUGUUUGGCCAAUUCCGGUUUUCAGUCAGGAAUAGCAGAAGAAUUAGACGUUCAUCAGUCGACAGUAUCAAAAGUAGUUACAUUUGUCACAACAAGGGUCACAGCAAAAGUUUCAUCAUGGAUCAAAUUUCCUCACACUGAACAAAAUAUUUUGCAGGCUUUAGAAGACUGGCAAAAUGUCAAUCACUUUUCGGGGGUCAUUGGGGUCAUUGAUUGUACCCAUAUUAGAACUGAAAAACCAGGUCGUCAUGAGGAUGAAUAUAUCAAUAGAAAAGGAUGGCCCAGUAUCAAUGUACAAGCGACUUGCAACGCCCAAGACGUCACCUUUAUUAGAAGACGUUUCUGAAUUAAAACAAACAAAAAGAGUUGAAUAUGCAUUGUUAAAUAUCGUUUAUUUGGUAUAAUACACAUAUUAUCACUGUCA